CCGGCCUGACCUUUAUCUCACUCGUGGCGAUGUUUACUACACACCGCACCAGGUACUCAUUUGAGGCUGAGUCGCCCUAGGUGAGGCCCGGCACCGAUUCAGAUGAUCAUGACUGCUGUUGGCCGUGGGCGGGAAUCGACGGAUUCGUAUCGCAGCGCGCUCACUGCAACACCGCCCACACAUCUCGGCACGCACCCUCUGAGACGAGACGAGCAUUUGGGGCACUGCGUGGAGGCGCCACUGGCUCACGACGCGCACUGCCGAACUGCCCCGCCGCCCCUCCAUCGCGCACGGAGGUUGCUGACAUCUGUGAGGCGCGACCGCUGAAGCCGCCCCACCGCCCGACUCGCGCGAGAGGAAAUUGUCUCUCGGGACGGGGACGACGACGACGAGGAGGAGGAGGAAGAGGAGGAGGAAGAGGAGGAGGAAGCGUGCCCACAUCCAUUUGCACAUCGGAGGAGGUUUGCACCAUGACCCCGACUGCCAAGAGACGGUUGAACUCUGCCGUUUGUGGUCACGUGAAAUGGAAGGUUUUGGUAGUUUUGUCGCUUUUCGUGCUCGUGUGUUUACUGCUCAAUCUUCGCAGCACCUCGCGGAUUUUUGGCAAGCUGUGGAGAAAGCAGAGAUUGAACGUCACAGUGGAAUCCUCCCGGUGUCUUUUGCAAACGGAAAUAUUGCAACCGAUUCCGAACGGGAACGCCCUGGUCGUGUCGGCGUAUUUAGAUUCACGACUGGAACCGGGUUCAGUGCGCAUCCUCGCCAUUGUGAAGAGAGCUCCCCCCCUCGAGCUCCACUGCUACUUUGCAUGCCGCAAUGGACUUUUCGUGGUGGCUUCCCCAGCCGAAGUCAAUUUGUUUCAUGAUCACUUCGGCUUUCCUUGGGCCGCUGCCCAUAUCUUGUGCUCGUUGCACGGUGGCCCGUGCCUCAAGCCGGACAAAGUGGCACUCGUGUCCUCGGAGCGAUCCGAUGGGCAGUGCUUCGUCGCAAACAUUCAAAACGCAGCCCGACCGCAACCAGAGUUGAACAGCUUCACCCACAACUUUGGCGUCUGCAUCUCCACCCUGUUCGGAGGCUACAACAACGUGCUGCAGUUCACGCAGGCCAUGGAGAUGUACCGGCUGCUGGGAGCGGGACGCGUCACCAUCUACAACAGCAGCUGCGGCCCCGAGUUAGACCGGGUGCUGGCCCACUACACGGCCACUGGUCUGGUCGAGGUGAUCCCCUGGCCAAUAGAUCGGUACCUCACGCCGUCCACGGGGUGGACGUACCCAACUCACCCGGGCGACGUGCAUUACUACGGACAAAUAGCCGCUCUCAACGACUGCCUCUACCGACACAUGUACGACACGCGCUACCUGGUGAUGAACGACGUCGACGAGAUUAUAAUUCCAGUGGGUUGCGCUAGUUGGGCUUGCCUCAUGAUGCACCUCAAUAGGAUCUAUGAUGCAGCUGUCUACAGGUUUAAUAACCACGUCUUCCCAUACACGGCGGUGGACGACUUCGGCAGUGUGUUUGACAGAUGGAAGGGGAUCCCUGGCCGUAACAUUCUGACACAAGUACGCCGUGAACCAAACCCCAUCUUUGCAUUCAACCCGACAAAGAUGAUUCUGAACCCGAGGCAGGUUGUCGAGACGUCGGUGCAUUACGUGGUGUUUACCUUUGGCAAAAGAGCGUUGGUCUCGAGUUCACUUGCCAAGCUGCACCACUAUCGAUCGCCUGAAAGGCCAAAUAUCGAUAAACGGGAUCUAAUCAUAGACCCAGUGAUGUGGAAGUACAAGGCUGUUCUCGUGAGCAACGUGAAUUCCGUGUUGCACAAAGUGGGGCUUCUCCGUUAAUUAUUAAGGGAGGUGAUUGUUUUUUUUUUAUAUAUAACCAAUAAAGUUUAACUCAAUCUUGGUGCUGCCUUGUAUCACUUCAGAGCACGUAGGUGCACGCGUUCAAACAUUGCGUUUUAAAAUGUGAUCUCCCUUCUCCACACCGUCUCGUGUCUGCUGCAUUCGGAUAAUGCGAGUAACAUCCUGAAAUUUGUGGAUUCCUUUUUUUCUCUAUUCUAUAACGUUUUGGAGAUGGGAAGACUGCAUAAGGAUACGGUGUAAAUAAAAUAUAUAAUUCGUACAUA
Petromyzon marinus (sea lamprey) is the source of this 2119-nucleotide messenger RNA. RefSeq lists its product as uncharacterized. Gene Ontology annotation, molecular function: glycosyltransferase activity. Lineage: Eukaryota; Metazoa; Chordata; Hyperoartia; Petromyzontiformes; Petromyzontidae. The record is from RefSeq and is a predicted model, not a curated record. Gene Ontology annotation, cellular component: cytoplasm.